Messenger RNA from Pararge aegeria (speckled wood butterfly), 1314 nucleotides. RefSeq names its product activated Cdc42 kinase-like. The record is from RefSeq and is a predicted model, not a curated record. Lineage: Eukaryota; Metazoa; Arthropoda; Insecta; Lepidoptera; Nymphalidae. The coding region runs from base 1 to 1314 and encodes 437 amino acids. The transcript has 9 exons.
AUGAAGCCCAUGUCGGCACAUGAUAAGAAAACAUUGGACACUGCUGUGGCUCUAGCAAACGAAAUUACCUCUAGAUCCAUGACCGAUCUGGAAAGCGACAAAAAACCUGCAACAUCAGCGAGUGAACGCUCCAAGUUUCCAUUCAAGUUUCCGCUAGUAUCAUCGCUGCAUCAUGCUUCUCAUCAUGAAGCAGAUAAAGAAGCCCCUGAUAAAGCGGAACGUCGUAAUUUUAGCGAGGAAGCUAAAAGCGUUCCAGACAUUCAGGCUACAAUAACCAAGGAAUGUAAGCAAGCGUACGAGAGCUUAAUCGAGAAACCUACGCCGUCAAUGGUGAUCGCGCAACUAACCAAUGACAUGCCAAUCACCAGCAUCAAAGUAUUGACGAUUCCGAUGCCUGCGCCACGGCAACACGUUGGACAACACCAUUCGCUACAGAAACAAAUGCCGCACCAAACCAGGAAAAUCGCCACAGAAAUAUCAACCACUUUUAAAAAAGACGACGAGGACCACGUAAACAUGGUACCUUUACCGCCACGCGGCAGUAAACCAAAACUGGUCGACAAGCCAAGGCAUAUCAGAAAGUAUCCGCUACGUUUACCGACCGAAAUCGUCGAAAAACCACCUGUUAUACCACCACCUCAAGUGAAAGCCCCAUCGGCAAUCUAUCAGAACACUGUUAGCUGUUCCAUACCAUUAAGUAGAGCCGAAUUAAAAAUAAAUGACGUUCACAAACCAGCAAACAACGCUGGCAUUGACGUGUUUGACGGUCCCGAGAUAAAAGUUCACACAAAUCCGUUCACGACUCGGCCGGAAAGCAUUCCCGGACCCAGUUCGGCGAAUCCUUUCAUACAUUACCUCGAAGAUAAUCUCGCCCAAUUAUCCGAUGACGAUUCUGAAGACGAAGAGAGCGUCGAAAAGGAUUUUGAGAGAAUGUCACUGACUAAAGAUCACGUGUCGGUUGAAGAUUUACUGGAAUUUGCUGAUCAAAAGCCAUCUGCAAGGCAGCGCGGUGUGGAAUCCGAUGAAGUAAGAAUCAUGAACAAAGUGCUCAAGAAGCAGGUAACGCCCGAGGAAUGUCUCGAAGCUCUAGAAUUUAGCGGUUGGAACGUCCACAUAGCGAUCAAAUUGCUGAGGGUUAAGAUCUCUGUAGGCGACGCUGCUGCCGUGACAUUCGAAGAUUGCCGUCGAGAGCUGGAAACUGCUGAGGGCGAUAUAGUAAAGGCAUCUGCCUCCUCCAAUAUGGAGGACACGCGUUACCACGCGGCGACAUCAAUAAGAAAAAGACGACGACCAUUCAUCAUCGGCCAGCUUUAA